CGGUUGCCAGCAGCAAAUCUGUGUUGAGAGCUGCGCAGCCGCUCUGCGCAUCCGCCAGCUGAGCCGAGGUGGACAGCGCAGCCAUUUCUCUGCCCCUCGCCAUAAAAUACACGCACGGAGUGGUCUUAUUCCACGGCUGCACGCCGCUUCAGACGUGCGGGACUCGCGGCUUUUGCAGCGCGACUUGAGGUUGAAGUCUGCAUCACUGAUCAAGAGCCGCGAUCUCCAAACUUUCUGCCAAUUCACCGCCUGCGCAGACAAAACGAGCUGUUUCCGCCGCUGGGUUCACAUGUGUGUAUAUAUAUGCUGUAUGUGAGCCAUGGAGGGGAAUUUUGAAGGAGGCUGCAACGAAGUCGCAACGAUGCAUGUGAAAACCGAAGCGGAUGAAAGCCCAUCUGCUCUGGUUUUGGGCAGUCAGGAGUCGCCUGCGCCCUGCGGAGAUACCGCAUGCAGAGGAGGAGGAGGAGGUGUGGGACAGACUGCAGAGGAGCUGGCUGACACGGAGUUGCAGGCCGCCACAACAACCACCCCUGUACUGCUGUAUCCAGUGAGCACAGACCGCUUCUUCACCACAUCAGCAGAUGGAAAAACAUACCUGAAGAUUGCCCCAGCUGCAGUGAUGCCACCUGCUUCCUCAGAAAAGACGCUUUCCUCUGGCUCAGAUUUCUCCUCUAAAGCCGUAUUGUGUCUCAUUGAGGCUGUCGGGCGCCGCUGGGGCUUGUACGAGACUCGAGAACGCUCUCAGCUUUUCCAGAGUGUCCAGGAAGAGAUGGCCUCCAAGGGACACGUGCUUCCUGUUGAAAAGAUCCGCCGCAAGUGGAACAACCUCAUUGUCACAUAUAAGAGGGUUAAAGACCGCAGCCGGGAGACAGGACACGCUAAGACGUCCUGGGAGUUCUUUGAUCUGAUGGAUGCCACGCUUUGUGACACUAUUGGCACACAGAUCAUCAACAACAAAAGAAACAAAGCAGCUUCUACACCUCCUGGUCCUUUAGCAAAGAUCGCUGCAAAGCCAGGGCAGCAUCAGCAGCCGCCCAUCAUUCGCCCUAACGGUGACUUUGCCACAUCUGGUGGUGUGGAGUCCGUAAGCCUAGGGGUCGCCAGUCAGAUCAUCAAUAGCACUGCUACCAGUACCUCACUGAGUACAGCAACUAUUAGCCCAAUAAAUGCUCCAGACCUCAAGCCCCUCAUUGUCCUCAGUGGUGAUAUUGCUACCACAAGUGUUCAGCCGGCCACCAUCGUACCAUCUCCAUCCUUUAUCUCCUCGCCUUGUUUUACAGAAACAGCCUCUACAUCCCCCUCCCUUGGGUCAACUAGCUGCACAGACUCUAAUGUGUCAGGCUACACGAGCCGUAAAGCUUCAUCUUUCGCAUCCAGUGUCAUACCUUUUCGCCUCAAUACAACACCGCUUAACCACAAUCAGAAUGUCCUCGGGCUGUCUUCGUUCCCCCCUACGUCUUCCUGUCUCGCCUCUUCUGUUCCCUCCUCGCAAUCGACAAAUACUUUUCCGGGAACAGAAGGGCAAAAUCAGAAAGGAAACAAGGAGCAAAGCAGCAUCCCGUUGUUCCAGGAGAUCUUGAAGCGGCAGGAGGAGCAGGCCUACCUGGAUCAAGUGGCUCAGCGUAGGGUGGAGGCCAGAGAGAAGAGGCGAGAGAGGAGGGAGGUGCGGAUGUCUGAGUCCCUCGGAAGGAUAGCCACAGCCUUGGAGCUGCUCUCAUCCAAGCAAGACACAGUCAUUGCCCUCCUGCAGAGACUGGCAGAUCGGAAGUGAACUUUUUAUUAUAUAAUAUAUAUAAAGGACAUACAAGUGAAAAAAACUAACUUCAAUUCUUCAUCAUGGAAAGUGAAGUGUUGUGUUGUUCUGGGUUUCAUGUUUCAGUUUGCUGCAUUAACCAUGGAAAAAAAAGCACUUUCAGCAAAUAAAUUAAGUUGGCACCACUUGAAGUAAUGGAAGCAAGA
Messenger RNA from Melanotaenia boesemani (Boeseman's rainbowfish), 1959 nucleotides. RefSeq lists its product as uncharacterized. The record is from RefSeq and is a predicted model, not a curated record. NCBI's taxonomy places the organism in Eukaryota, Metazoa, Chordata, Actinopteri, Atheriniformes, Melanotaeniidae. The coding region runs from base 320 to 1771 and encodes 483 amino acids. The transcript is spliced from 4 exons.